CUUCCCAAAGCCUGUCUCCUUGGCUCAGGUGGCAUGGAGAUGGUGCAAAACAGUGCUCCGUCUUUUUCCUCCCAUAGGUGCAGCCCCUCUCAGGAGGACGAGGGCACCAGCUGGAGAGGGCCAGCGCGCUGCAGCUGCAGUGCGGGAGAAAAUGAGCGGUUGGUCUUCAGCAUUGCUUACAGCCUGGCAAUGUCCGUGCUCUCCUUCCAGAGAUGCCUCAGCACAGGCGUCUCCACCCUGAAAGGGAUCAUCAGCCUGAAAAAGGAGAGGUUCUUCACGAUCCUCUUCUUGAUGAGCCUAGCUGCUCUCGCUGGUGCCUGCUGCGGGACCUUGCUGCUCGUGUGGAUGCUGCAGGCAAAGAAUGUGCCACAGGUGCUGCUGGGGCAGCCUGCAGCCGAGCUGAAGUCCCUGCGGAACACGCUGGCUGUGUGGGGGAAACCAUCCCAAGAAAUGCAACAGCUGAGGGAUGAGCUGGCGCGCCUGGCUGCAGAGAUCGGCGCUAUGCAGAAGGAAGCUGAGCAAAUGAGAGAGGCCAUGUCUGCAACCACGCGGAUGUCUGACUGGGCUCUGAAAAGCGCAGGGGCUGCCAUCGACCUGCAGAGAUCGUUCAGCAGCUCGGCACGGCUCUGCAGGGUGUUUUGGUUCCUGUGUGCUCCACCCGUUCUGGAUACCUUUGUGCAGCCGGAUGCUUCCCCGGGAUACUGCUGGCCUUUCCAAGGGUCUCGGAGCGAGGUGCUAAUCCGGUUGCCCACACAAACACGACCGACGGCCGUCAUUAUUCAGCACGCCUCAAAGAUAGCCUCACCGCUGGGGACUGUCAGUAGCGCCCCCCGAGAUUUCACUGUCUCUGGGCUGGAUGAGGAAGGCGAGGAGGAAACUCUGCUGGGGACGUUCACCUACGCCGUGCAGAAAGAGCUGACCCAGACCUUCCCUCUGCAGAAUGGGAUCCCCAGAGCCUUUCGGUUUUUGAAACUUGGCAUACGGAGCAACUGGGGAAAACCAGGAUACACCUGCAUUUAUCGAGUGCAGGUGCAUGGGAAGAUUGUGGGAACGAAUGCCGUCGGCGAGACGCAUGUGAAGACCUUCCCUCAGUAA
Gymnogyps californianus (California condor) is the source of this 1095-nucleotide messenger RNA. RefSeq names its product sperm-associated antigen 4 protein-like. Lineage: Eukaryota; Metazoa; Chordata; Aves; Accipitriformes; Cathartidae. Gene Ontology annotation, biological process: nuclear envelope organization. The transcript is spliced from 11 exons. The record is from RefSeq and is a predicted model, not a curated record. Bases 34 to 1095 code for a protein of 353 amino acids. Gene Ontology annotation, cellular component: meiotic nuclear membrane microtubule tethering complex; nuclear envelope. Gene Ontology annotation, molecular function: protein-membrane adaptor activity.